AAAAAUGCUAAAAUGGAAAAAUAAAUUUAAAAUGGGAUUUUUUUUUUUUUCCCCCAAAUGACACAUUAUCGUAAGAUAAAAAAAUAACAGCUAAUGGAGGAAUGGCGUGAGAAUGCUCUACUCUCAACGGUUGAGCUUUUACAUGCUAGUGUUUGCACAAGUACAACAACUUAAGCAAUUUUUUUUUUUUUGUUCUUUUGUUUCUGUGUAACUGUCAAGUAUGCGUAUAUAUAAUGUAGAUUCAGAGCCUUUUCUUUUUUCCGUGCAUCCAUUUGUGUAUCCCUUCGGUUCCCACCGAGUUAGCAUUUGUAUAGUAGCUUUUAACCUUUUAACACGCCCCGGCUAAACGGUUAGCAUCUGAACGGUUAGCGGCUGAACGUGGAGCAACCACCCGAAGUUAAGUUAUCUGCGCAUCCAUGCGUUAAGUCCACCCGCAGGACUCGCGAAAGCACGAAGCCGAGGCACGCAUCAACGCGUCAGCGCUUCAACCCCUUCACACUUACAAAGGCAAGAAAUACAAAAUGUGCACACUUAGCCACAGCCACACCCCUAAGUCGGAGGAACUUUACAAAACUGUCGUGGAGAAAGUGCUGGAGCACACCUGCCAGGAAAAACCAAGCAAAUACUAUUUUCUAAUUAAGCAAAGCCAACAAAACUCGAAAGAUUUUUCCCUAGCCAAAAUAACCUUCAGAGAAGAGCCAUUGCUCAACUUGGGGGAUAACCUUAAGGAGGAUGAAACGUUUGCUUCAGUUUUUAACAAUUCAGAAAUAUCGCAGAAAAAAUUAAAGAAAAAAAGAAAAGAAGAGUACCUAUUAAGUAAAUUAAAAUCGUCCAAUGUUACUCUAUCUGAUGAGCAGAUCGUCGCAAAAUUAAACAAACUCCUAAAAUGUGGAAAAAACAACAGGGAAAUUAUUUUUAAAAAGGACAGUCUUCACGAAUUACAAAAUUCUUACGCUUUUUAUGAUGAUUUAUUUUGCGAAAACUUUUACCUAAUAGGCCAUGAGUACGAUCUUCAAAUAUCCAAACAGCUAAAUGGCUUGUCCGUUUUGUCACUUAGCAAGUGUAGCAGCAUCUUCUUUACAAUUUUAAGUGACUUAAAAGCUGACACUUCCAAAAGCUUCAUACAAUUAAUUAAGGACAAUGUGAAAGUAGAAUACGAUCAAAGGUUAUUAAAUACUAGCGUAUCUGGGAAGAGAAAAAAAAAUGCUCUUUUUGUGAACGAAAAUAUGACCAUUUUAAAAAUAUUCUAUAAAGAUAAGCUGUAUAUGAUUAAAAAUAAAAUAUGCGGUUACCAACACGACAUUAAUGAAAACCUCGUGAAUAAUCCCCACCUCUUAUUUUUGGGCCGACAGGAGGCCUGGAUACUUAUCUUAAAAUGCAAGGAAGAGGCUAUUUUACAAAAUUGUAUAACUGCAACUCGGUACGAAGAAAUACGGGAAAGUGAGAUUGAACGGCACGACUGUGUUUUGGGUUCCUUGCGGAAGUAA
Messenger RNA from Plasmodium vivax (malaria parasite P. vivax), 1487 nucleotides. RefSeq lists its product as hypothetical. Bases 522 to 1487 code for a protein of 321 amino acids. The transcript has a single exon. The record is from RefSeq and is a predicted model, not a curated record. Gene Ontology annotation, cellular component: nucleus. Lineage: Eukaryota; Apicomplexa; Aconoidasida; Haemosporida; Plasmodiidae.